Messenger RNA from Patiria miniata (bat star), 3464 nucleotides. RefSeq lists its product as uncharacterized. The record is from RefSeq and is a predicted model, not a curated record. Bases 83 to 883 code for a protein of 266 amino acids. NCBI's taxonomy places the organism in Eukaryota, Metazoa, Echinodermata, Asteroidea, Valvatida, Asterinidae. Gene Ontology annotation, cellular component: trans-Golgi network. The transcript is spliced from 7 exons.
CCAGUGGGGAAAAAGUGACAGUGGGAAAGUUUACCUGCAAAUCAUGUGACUCACAGCACACACAACGUGAUGAUCGUUGAUUAUGUCGGUUAUGAAUGAUAUGCAAAAUUCCGCUAGAUUUGCAAAACGUAGGUGCUGUAACUUGGCUAGAAUAAUGGAAUUUAAGUUCGUUUUCCUGGUAAUAGCGCUCUUGCAAGUUUUAUUGCAUUGUGCAGGGGCAGCUACAUGUGUGAAACAAGACAGUUGUACGUGCAAGUUCGACGAUGGGUCUGGCGUGAUAUCCUUGUCUACUCUAAACACAAGUACAAACCCUGAUGUCCCAAGCUUCAGCGUAACAUUAGGUAACUACAAGUAUGGGUACAAUCCCUGUAGUAACUUCUCAUGGUUGCCAACUUGCAAUGGUGUUGCGGUUUGCCAAAAAAGUACAAACGGACAAGAAACUUUUGACGUCGGUGAUCAGAAAACAGCAUUAUUUAAUGAUGCAGGAACACAAAUAACAUACCAGGCAGUAGUUGGUGUUGUUACAAAAACCACUAUAGUCACACUACAGUGUGAUACAUCAGCAUCGACUGCAGUUUUAACAGCUACCAAAGAAGAUCCUCAAAAUACCUAUCACUUAAAUCUGAGAUCCAACUGUGCCUGUAAGAAUGGUUGUCUUGGAGGUGGCCUAAGCCCUGGAUCAGUGCUUUGUAUCAUAUUCAGCGUGGUGGUCAUACUGUAUCUUGUGGCUGGGGUUCUUUUCUUGAAGUUUGUGCGAGGAGCCGAGGGCAAAGAGCUUAUUCCAAAUUAUGAAUUUUGGAAAGAUCUACCUCAUCUUAUCAAGGAUGGUGUGUUAUUUUUGGCUGGUGGAUGCAAAAGUGAUUCCAACUAUGAACAGAUUUGAGCAGUAAGUCACUUGUGGAACUUCUCUCAAUGUCUAACAACAUGGAGAGUACAGCAAUAUCAGUAUCAAGACAAUAGCGAAGCAGACACCUACAUACGUGUAGAUUUCCGUUAGUAAUACUUAUUGCAUUCAAUUAGCUUGGCUUAAUUCUGCUGCCAUAAUUCACCAUCUACCCAACUGCAGCCAAAGACUAUCACAUAAUUUCACAUUCAGAGUGUGAGACAACAUGCUCAUUAAGAAAAACAUGUUAGCAUGUUACAAUUCAAAUUAGGUUUUGCCCCUCACUGACAUAUAAACACUGUCUACUCAGUGUGUUACCUCCCGAAUGAAAGUUGGAAAAAAUCACUCGGACCCACGACCUCAUGCUUUCUAGUGCAGAUGUCUUACCACUCAACCACCGAGCUAACGGGAUCGGUUGGCUGGUUCGAAUCAGAUGUACAUAGCAGCGGGUACCGCAUAAGAUGGAAUUUGUUUUUACAAUAUUAUAAAGUCAAAUGGACAUGUACUCAAAUGGGGAAAAAGUAAUACAGGGUGAACAUAUGAACACAUUAAACCUUUCUGGCCAAUUUCUGAAGCAAUAUCUUGAGAAAAACAAUUUUGGGAACAUAUAUCCUUUUCUGAAUCAUUGAGUGUAAGGGCAUAUUUAUAGCUUCAAUUCUAAAAUACAUUGCCUUUGUAGCAAGAAAUAUACGGAAGGUCUGAAGAGAUGUUCCAUAUGUUAAUGUGCACAUAAAGUUUGUGCCAUUACAUUUAAGUUUGAGAUGCACUCAUUAUUUAAAGUAAAUUAGGCUCAUUGUGAUAAAGUAGGAGAGUGUGCCUUAGUAAUAGAAAUGUUGUGAAUUAAACAACAGUGUGUACAAAUGUACAUACAUCACAGGGUCAGAAAGCCUUGUUCUUUUCUAAUUGGAGAUCAAAGAGUUUGGAGAUUAACUUCAUAUAGAACCAAUUAGUACAAGUUGCAAGCUUAGAUAAGCUUUCAAGAAAUGGUCGCGCUUUCAAGUAUUUGUACUUUUCCUACUUUUUCCUUCUUUUGUUUACCUUGCUCCUGCUUUUCCUAUUUUUUCUUUUAAUUCCUAUUUUUCCCUACUUUAUCUGAAAUAUGAAAUCUCAGUGUUACACACUGUCAAAUCACACAGGGAAGACCUUGGGCAUAGGAGUACUGUAACUGUACUUCCAAGAGCUUAGCUGAGGAUUGAGCACAAGUUUUGUGAGUACAGAACAUGCCAAAUGAUGCUGUGGACAUGAGCGAGUUUCAACGAAAACUACAUUUGUGCGCCUAAAGCCUGCAGAAAGUCCUACUUUUAUCCUGAUUUUGUCAUAUUUUUUAUUUAGAAAAUUUGUAUCCCACUGUUUUCGUACUUUUCACCAGGGUAUGCUUGAAAGCCUGCAAUAGGCUGACUAUAUGUGCUCAUGAGUGUGCUAUACUUAUUUGUCUUUUUUCAUUCCACUCCUUUGCUUAAAUUCUGAAGAUCAUUUUUUUCUUGUGGUAUUUCCUUUUCAAGUUUUAGUUUUCUUUUUAUGAAAUAUGUUCCAUUCAGAUAUUUCCUUUAAUGUGUGUGUUUGUCUUGCCUAAGAGUUCAUUAAAAUUAUAAACAAGGUUGAGUUGUUUCUAAUAUAAGUUGUUUUGUUUGUUUCUAACUUCAAAAGUGUAAUGUCUUGUAUAUCUUAAUGACGAUUAACAGAAACCUAAGGGUAACUGAUAUAGGUUAUAGUGACUAACGGCUAUGCUGCUUUUCCAAGGGUCCUAUUUGUUCUUCUUUAGAUAUGUAUUUUUCACAAAGAUUCAAUGUAUUUUCCUGGUGUUUAAAACUUAUACUUUUGUAUUAGCUUAUAAUGUGAACAAGGUAAUAUAUGUGAUACUUUUUUGGUAGCUUGCUUUUAGCAUUUGUUGUGUGUCUUGUUUAAAUAUGUCAUCAAAGUUUGUACGGCCAGUUAUUACGAUUGUGUAUGAAAAAAAAUCAAUUGCACAAUGGGUCUGCCGGACAUAUAUGGAGGUCGCUGAAUUCUUGAAACCACAAGUCUAAUCUAAAUAAAAAAUUAUGUUUUAUUUGAGUUGUUAAAAUGACGAUUGUCCACUGAUAUUUGUAUAACAGGCUUUCCAUAAUACGUUUUGGUGUACAUUGUACACAUUGUACAUAUUCGGACCUUGUCAGUGGAUAAAUAACAUUGUUUACAACUUUUUGAUAGUCUUGUCUAAAUCAUGUACUAAAACUAUAAAAGGUUGUAUUGACUAAAUUAUAAUAUUAUUAAAGAAAUACCAUCAGUAGAUUGCGUGAAGUAUAUUAUUAUCAUUUUACAUUUAGUCGGCUUAAAUGUUAAUUGAGCCAAAUUGUUGGAAAGCACAUUCACGUAUUGUUCAUUAUUUUUUUACCAAUACCGAAUAAUGUACAUGUAAUUUCCUCUCAAAUUCAUCUUUUUUUCCACGUUAAAUUAGAAAGGUUUCUGUGAGCAAAAUUUAGUAUACAUGUAAACGCUUUUAUUCUGAACAUGCCGCUGUGCACGAUUUCCUGCGAGAUGUUUCCGUUAUACAUGCGUAUGUUAAUCGAACAAGUAUUGGAAAUAAAUCCUACAAGGCAACCUA